UAUCAUUUGCUGUCAUGUCAGGGAGUGUUUUUCUGCAAAAAAUGCGUAAAUUUCCAGCGAGGAAGUGAAAAAAUGGCAAGUGCUUGUGUCUCCAGCAAGGUAGCCGGUGAAUUGAGUGAGAAGAGGCCAGAAGACAGUCCGGAUGAUGAGGAGAAGAGCGUCCUGGACGACUUGACCAGCUCAAGUUCUCUCCUUGAGUUCCUCACCCACGAGCAGAAGUGUCUGGAAGGGUUGCUGGAGGGCACCAGCACGGAUGUGGACAUUGAGAGCAUCUUCGAGGAGAUCAAUCGCUUAUCCGACAACUCAGAUGAGCGCAGCGUCGAGGAGAUUCUCAAGGAAGCGGAAAUGCUGAUGCUCCUCACCAGUCAGCCCGUGUCCGGAAAGAGACAGUCUCCGGAUGAGAAACCUGAUGUGGAGCAUGAAAAAGACACCUUGCACUCUCCGUUGGAGCGAACCCCGCGAGUUGGCAGUGACACGGAGAAGGUGGAUUCUAUUGUCAAUUUUGAUGAGAUCGUUGUGCCGGCUCAGGUGAAGAACCAGGAGAGUUCACCGCCAAAGCCGAUGACACCGGAGAGGCCGCAUGUGGAGGUGAUUGUGGAAAGUUCCCGGGACAAGUGCAUAGGAACUGAUAUUCAGUUUCUGGACAAGUUCACCACACCGUCGCCCACAAGGAGUCUCACGCCUGUCAAUGAGGAGCGGUGGCCGCCGCGACAGAGAGCGCUUGAGGAUGAGAUAGUGACGCUACAGGAGCGGCUGAAGGACACGGAGGAGAGAUUCCAGAGUCUCCGUCUGCAGCACGACACGGUGUCGUCGCAUCAGCGAACUCUCCGGGAGUCUCAGUCUGCGAUGCAGGAGGAGACGGAGCGACUGAAGCUUGAGGUGCAACAUCUCACGGAGUGCGCCAGUGUCUUGAGGACGGAGGUUCAGGCGGCUCGCAGUGACAGAGCUGAGGCUCAGGAAGUGCAGCGCGUUCUCCAGGCGGAACUCGAGGAGGCUCGUGCUGAGAAGCGAAAACUCCAGGAGCAAACUGAUCGGGACGCAAAGGUGAUUUUGGAUUUGCAGCGACAGUGCAAGGAGAUGGAGAGGAUUCUCAUGAGGAAGCAUCCGGAUUCUGUUUCGGCACUCAUUGUGGCGUCCAAAGGUGUGGGCAAUGCCAAAGAGGAGGCGUCUACGAGACGUGUCCUGGAGCAGAGAAUUGCUCAGCUCGAGGCGGACGCCAAGGAGCAAGAUGCCAAAGCUCAGAAGAUCCUCUCCAACGUCCAGUCCAAGUUCAGUACCGUGCAAUCAAAAUAUGAGACUCACAUUGCAGAUCUGGAGACUCAGGUUCUCAGUCUGCAGGAGAUCAACACGAAGCUCACGCAGAAGGUUGAGUCGCAGAGUGCAAUAAUCCGCGAGAGGAAUAAUAUUGUCCUGUCCAGCACCUUCACACAAACUGAGGAGAUUCCCGAACGUGAUAUUUCGGUGGAGAAGAUCUCAAUUAGCACACAAACGGACCAAAAACCGACCACAGGAAAGCAAUCCGCCUCGCCGAAUGCCAAAAAGUCCACAAACUCAGGUAGAAUUGUGAACUCAUACUCAGAGUCGCAGAUAAAUCAUGGCAAUGAUCCUCAUCUCAUGGCGACAAUUCGGGGGAUGCGAGUGGAUUUGGCGAUUAAGGAGAAAGCUCUGCAGAGACUCACGAGAGAGUUGGAGGAGUGCAAGAAGACAAUUCGGAAGGCACAGCAGAAGGAAAGGGAAUCUGUCACAGCGACAGCGGCAAAAACUGCGUCCAAGAAGAUUGCAGAGGCCGAUGGGCAGUGUAAUGGAGAUGGAACGAGUCUGAAAGAGGCGCAAAAUAAAAUCAAACUACUGGAAUUUGACUACAAAUCCCUGCAUGAGAAGCGUCUUCAGGAUCUUCGCACCCUUCAGGCGGCUCAUGAGAAGGAACUGGCGUCCUGCCAUGAGACAGUGAACAUCCUUCAGCAGCGUCUCAAGGAGAGGGAUGAGGCCUUCGCCAUGCAGAAGCGCCGAAGAGUUCCGGUGGAUUAUUAUGCCUUAAAAGCCAAGGUGACAUCCCUCGAGCGGAGGCACUUGGAGCGGGAGCAGAGGCUUCACAUGCUCGUGGAGGCGCUCAGCAAGGGACGCCUCGGCAAUGGGCAGCUCCUCGAGGACUGCCUCGCGAGCGCCGACUGCUCACGUUGUCAUCAUCAUCAUGUUGGUGACAACUGAGAUGCCCCGCAAAUUUGUACACGUGAAACCUCAAGACAGUGAGUUGCACAGAAAUUGUCUCAGUUUUCUCUGGAGAAAUGCUUUCUGCACGCAUUGACUGUUUAUUUAUGAUUUCUGUGAUUUCGUGAGCAAAGAGAGCUGAAUAGUGUGAUUAGUUGUUUAAAAUAUUAAACAUAGUAGACCGUCCUUGAAUCGGUUUGUUCGUGAAGAAAUUGUGUGAUAGAGAAAAAUUAAUUCGUCCAGAGACAGAGAGAGAAGAAAAGCAAAGAAAAAAAUGUUCAGAAAAUCUUCAAUGUUGACUCCAAUCGAUUUUCCACUAUAGUUCAGGCUAUAUUUUCAUUAAAUCUCCUCCUGUUGAAGAUGCCAGAAAGUGUGUGGCAAAUUGACAAUAAUUGAGUCGCAGAGUUGUUGAGAAAAUUCUCUCGUUCAUUUUAUCAUUUCGAUACAGAAAAAAAACAUCAACGUGAAAUGGAGGCAUAAAUUGAUAAAGUGGAAAACUGUCCCUCGAACCGCCACUUAGAGAGAUUGUAUUUAAUUAGAGUCAAUAUGGUCUCUUUGUGAAGUUUUGAAUUUUCUCCCACUUUCUCACAUUAUUUCUCUCACUCAGAUCUCGAUUGUAUUUCAAUCUUAUAGGAGUUAAAGUUGCUAAAGUGUCUGGAAAAUCCUCAAAAAGUGCGAAUCAAUUCUCAUGAAAGCACUUUAUACAAAUCAGUAUUAAAUGCAGGGAACAAUGGGAAAGAAAAGGAACUUUAUAGAUUUUUUUCUUCUUUUAUUAAGUUUGAAUACUUGACAUCACAUUGAAUUUAUAACCACCGAGGAUUUCAUGAUUUGGAAAUGGAAUCAUUUUUUAAAAUUUCGUGCUUGUUUUCAUGGGAAUUGAUUCUCAAAAUAUUGUAGAAAAUAACUGUAAUUCCAUAAAACGCUAUUUUAUAUUCUAGUGACGAUUAAGAAAUCUAAUUAGGGAAGAGCGCGUCAGUUUCGGCCAUGAAGGUUUAUUUGUAGAAAUUUGGAUGAAUUUACUCAGAAUUAAUGCUUUCUAAAACAGAAUCUUUUGAUUUCUGGAAAUUGUCAUAAAAUUUAAAUGUGUGUCCGAAACUGCUCUGUUCUCUUCUACAUAUCUUGGAGUUCUUGUUUUUAGAAAUAUGUAGUAAAUUUUAGAAACUUUACUUACAUUAUCCUUAAAUUGUGGAUAUGGAAUUACAGUUAAUUUUCCUUAACAUCUUUCCACUGAAGUUACUAAAAGUAUUAUUAUUAUAUUACCACAACUUAAGCACAUCUAAAUACCAAAUAGUAGUUUAAAAAAAAAGUUUAGCAAAGUGCAUUAGCCAAAAAAAGGAAUUAAAGGAAACUCAAAAAAAUAUUCUACUUUAUAGAAAAUACUCUGAAUAUUUUUCUAGUGAUUAAUUUUGAUGCACCAAAAAAAUUCUUUUGAUCUCUUUGAAAGCAUUUGUUUUAGUGAUUUAACUGCCAGAAUUCAGUGUUUUUCAUGGAGAAAAUAUAGUGUAGAGAAGGACAGAGUAUUUUUGAAGUAAUAAUUUAUAGAGUUGACGUCGAUUUUUCUUUCAUUUCUGUGAAGAUGACAAAAGAGUUGAUAUGAAGAGAAAUAAAAUAACGAUGAAAAUUGUA
Messenger RNA from Phlebotomus argentipes, 3834 nucleotides. Its product is annotated as centrosomal protein of 162 kDa. The record is from RefSeq and is a predicted model, not a curated record. Gene Ontology annotation, biological process: cilium assembly. The coding region runs from base 73 to 2208 and encodes 711 amino acids. The transcript is spliced from 5 exons. Lineage: Eukaryota; Metazoa; Arthropoda; Insecta; Diptera; Psychodidae. Gene Ontology annotation, cellular component: axonemal microtubule; centriole; centrosome.